AUGAUGCCGGAUCCGGAUCUGAUUCACUACGCCUGCAUUGCCAAUGGCACAACCGUGUUGGCGGAGUUCAAUUCCAAAGACGCCGCGCUCGGCGAGAUCGCCUCCAAGUGCCUCGACCACACGCCGCGGUUCCACUCCCGAUUCACCCAUACCGUCCGUUCAAGGACCUACGCGUUUCUCAUCGACGGCGAUUUCGCCUACUUCGCAAUCUUCGACGUGAGGUUGGAGAAGCCCGAUGGUUUCGCUUUUUUGACGAGCGUCCGGCGCGCCUUUGCUAUGGUUUACAAAGGCCAAAAUGACCUUCGAAACCUGAGCUCGCAUUGCUAUCAGGGCGAAUUGAGUCCGGUUUUCCGGAAAUUGGUCGGAUCAUGUUUGGAUCACGGGAAGGGAAUGGGCUCCCCGACAGAAUCACGGUUGAGCCACAGUGGGGGUUUUCAGCCCGUGCCAAGCCCGAUCAGAGGGCGGCCCAAGCCUCUCGGGGAGAACGGGCUGAAGAAGACGAAGAACAGGUCUUUGGUUUGGGAGACGAAAGAGAAUGAAGAGGACAUUGGAAAUGGCCGGAAUACCCAAAAAAACGGGGGUUUGUACUCUGGCGAAAUAUCCAGCCACCAAAAGGCUAAAAAAGUCUGGAAAAAGCAGGUUUGGGUCGUGUUGUCCCUUGAUUUGGUCAUUUGUGUGGUUUUGUUUGGUGUAUGGCUGUGGGUUUGCAGUGGAUUCAAGUGCAUUGAUUAG
Striga asiatica is the source of this 732-nucleotide messenger RNA. Lineage: Eukaryota; Viridiplantae; Streptophyta; Magnoliopsida; Lamiales; Orobanchaceae. The record is from the annotation of a GenBank genome assembly.